Messenger RNA from Chlorocebus sabaeus (green monkey), 4404 nucleotides. It is a transcript of the gene LRCH3, whose product is annotated as leucine rich repeats and calponin homology domain containing 3. Gene Ontology annotation, cellular component: cytoplasm. NCBI's taxonomy places the organism in Eukaryota, Metazoa, Chordata, Mammalia, Primates, Cercopithecidae. Gene Ontology annotation, molecular function: protein binding. The record is from RefSeq and is a predicted model, not a curated record.
GCCGCGCAUGCGCCGAGCUGAGGGCCCAGUGUUGUCGGCUGGGAAAUGGCGGCCGCGGGCUUGGUCGCGGUGGCCGCGGCGGCCGAGUACUCUGGCACCGCAGCGUCGGGAGGCAACCUCCCCGGUGUUCACUGCGGCCCAGGCUCCGGGGCAGGCCCCGGUUCUGGCCCGGGCUCGUGGAGCCGCUCUCUCGAUCGAGCCCUGGAGGAGGCGGCGGUCACCGGGGUGCUGAGCCUGAGCGGCCGGAAACUGAGGGAGUUUCCCCGGGGAGCGGCCAACCACGACCUGACGGACACCACCCGGGCGGACCUGUCACGAAAUCGCCUUUCAGAAAUUCCUAUAGAAGCAUGUCACUUUGUUUCUCUGGAAAAUCUCAACUUGUACCAAAAUUGUAUUCGGUAUAUUCCAGAGGCAAUUUUAAACCUACAAACUCUAACGUUUUUAAAUAUUAGUCGGAACCAACUGUCAACAUUGCCGGUACACUUGUGUAAUUUGCCGUUGAAAGUCUUAAUUGCUAGUAAUAAUAAAUUGGUGUCACUUCCAGAAGAAAUUGGACACCUCAGACAUUUGAUGGAACUUGAUGUGAGCUGCAAUGAAAUUCAAACUAUACCUUCCCAAAUUGGUAACCUGGAGGCCUUGAGAGACCUUAAUGUAAGAAGAAAUCACCUAGUACAUUUGCCUGAAGAGCUGGCAGAGUUGCCUUUGAUACGGUUAGACUUCUCAUGCAAUAAAAUUACCACAAUCCCUGUUUGUUAUCGGAACCUCAGGCACCUACAGAUGAUCACCCUAGAUAAUAAUCCACUACAGUCACCUCCUGCACAGAUAUGCAUAAAAGGCAAAGUCCACAUAUUUAAAUACCUGAACAUACAAGCUUGUAAGAUUGCUCCAGAUCUGCCAGAUUAUGAUAGGAGACCAUUGGGUUUUGGCUCCUGCCAUGAAGAACUGUACUCAAGUCGCCCGUAUGGAGCCCUUGAUUCAGGCUUCAAUAGCGUGGACAGUGGUGAUAAGAGAUGGUCAGGGAAUGAACCUACAGAUGAAUUUUCCGAUCUGCCUCUUCGAGUAGCAGAGAUGACUAAAGAGCAAAGACUACGAAGGGAAAGCCAGUACCAAGAGAACCGCGGCAGCUUAGUGGUAACAAAUGGUGGAGUGGAACAUGAUCUGGAUCAGAUUGACUUCAUAGACAGCUGUACGGCAGAGGAAGAAGAGGCCGAGGUGAGACAGCCCAAGGGACCGGACUCAGACAGCCUUAGUUCACAGUUUAUGGCAUAUAUUGAACAACGGCGAAUCUCUCAUGAGGGUUCACCAGUAAAGCCAGUAGCCAUUAGGGAGUUUCAAAAAACAGAAGAUAUGAGAAGAUAUUUACAUCAAAACAGGGUUCCAGUUGAGCCAUCUUCUCUCUUGUCACUAUCAGCAAGUCACAAUCAGCUGUCACAUCCAGACCUGGAACUUCAUCGGAGAAGGGAGCAGUUAGUAGAGCGCACUCGGAGAGAGGCUCAGCUCGCUGCCCUGCAGUAUGAAGAGGAGAAAAUAAGGACCAAGCAGAUCCAGAGAGAUGCUGUCCUGGACUUUGUCAAACAAAAAGCAUCACAAAGUCCACAAAAACAGCAACCCCUCCUAGAUGGUGAGUGCCCCUUCCCAUCCAGAAGGUCUCAGCAUACUGAUGAUAGUGCCUUGUUAGUGUCGCUGUCAGGUUUGAAUCAAGUGGGUUGUGCUGCUCCGCUGCCUCAUUCUUCUGCCUUCACGCCUCUUAAGAGUGAUGACAGACCUAAUACUCUAUUAAGUUCACCUACAACAGAAACAGUUCAUCAUUCCUCUGCAUAUGCUUUUCCUGCUGCUAUCCAGAGAAAUCAGCCUCAGCGCCCUGAAAGCUUCCUUUUCCGAGCAGGUGGCAGGGCAGAAACCAACAAAGGUCAUGCUUCACCCCUUCCUCCGUCUGCUGCACCUACCACUGAUUCUACAGAUUCCAUAACAAGACAGAAUUCAAGACAGAGAGAAGAAGAGCUAGAAUUAAUAGAUCAACUGCGUAAACAUAUUGAGUACCGGUUGAAAGUCUCUCUGCCUUGUGAUCUUGGAGCAGCUCUAACUGAUGGUGUUGUUCUUUGCCAUUUGGCUAAUCAUGUGCGACCUCGAUCUGUCCCAAGCAUUCACGUUCCCUCACCAGCUGUACCUAAAUUAACAAUGGCGAAAUGCAGGCGAAAUGUGGAGAAUUUCCUAGAAGCUUGCAGAAAAAUUGGUGUACCUCAGGAGCAAUUAUGUUUGCCUCUCCACAUUUUAGAAGAGAAAGGUUUGAGCCAGGUUGCAGUGACGGUCCAGGCUCUCCUGGAACUUGCCCCACCCAAGCAACAGCAGCACCAGUUAUCUGCUGUUUAAGGAUUCCCAAGACCUUGGGCCAUUGGCCUGGCCAAAACAAGGAACAGGACAACGUGAUUGCUGCUGCCAGCUGUCUGCUUAAACAAAGCUCUUAUGUGUUCUCAGAAGGGACUGUUUCCAUGAUUCCUAACAGGAAUAUUUUGCAUCAUUUCUCCAUUUUAGGGGAGGUUAUAUCCAUUUCCAUUGAAUUUUUUUACGAAGACACCCUUGGUUUUCUCAGAUGAAACUUCUUUCGUUACUGAAAACCCAACACCUGACCUGGCUGUGUUUUCCUGGAGAGCAGGCUCAUUUCACACACCAGAAAGCACAUCUUCUGCGUUAGGCACAGGCAUGCUGUGCCGUUGUUUUUACCUGCUCUCAAGACAGCUGGUCUGCUGGUUUCUAAACUUGAUUGUUCGUUAGAAUCUCCUGGAGUCUUUGUUAAAAUACAGAUUCACGUUCAGGAGGUCUGGGGUAAGGCCUAGGAAUCUGCAUUUUCAACAACCAUUGCACAUGUUUUUGUUUGAGAAGGAGUUCCGUUCGGUCACCAGGCUGGAGUGCAGUGGCACGGUCUCAGCUCACUGCAACCUCCGCCUCCCGGGCUCAAGCGAUUCUUUUGCCUCAGCCUCCCGAGUAGCUGGGACAACAGGCGCCCACCACCACGCCCGGCUACUUUUUUUGUAUUUUUAGUAGAGAUGGGGUUUUGCCAUGCUGGCCAGACUGGUCUCAAACUCCUGACUGCAAGUGAUCCACCCGCCUCGGCCUCCCAAAGUGCUGGGAUUACAGGCGUGGCCACUGCGCCUGCCCCAAACCACUGUUCAAAGCUAGAUAUUUGUAUGUUUGGCGGGGAGGGUAAUGGCCCCACUGCAUUUUUUCACCCACAUUUAAAAUCAAAAGCUGUAUUAUGAGGAGCUGGACUAUUCUGUCAAAGACAAAACAAAAAUAAUAUAGAAGACCUAGAUUUUGCAUAGUCUUUUUUUUUUUUUAAGAGUUGGGGUCUCGCCGUGUUGCCCAGGCUGGUCUGAAACUCCUGGGCUCAAGUGAUCCUCCUGCCUCAGCCUUCCAAAGUGCUGGGAUUACUGGAGUGAGCCACUGGGCCUGGCCCAAAUUUUGCAUAGUAAAAAGUGAAACAGAUAACAGUUGUAUUUAAGGUCAGUGUUCUAGGCCUCCCUUCAACUCCAGUCCAUCAUAGAAGAUGGUUCUAUGUCAUCCUGUUAUCUAGACAUUAGAAACAAGCCCUCUAGACACAGGUUCCAAAUCCUUAAGCUGAUAGCACACUGCUGUGCAUCGCCUGCUUCGGUCUCACUGAGCCUCCCGCCCCACCCUCCGCACCCUCCGCACCCUCCUCACCCGCCCCACCCUCCUCACCCUCCUCACCCUCCUCACGCUGCUCCGCGGACACCUGGGCCUGCAGACACGUUGCAGUCACAGCACAUACACUUCGAGCUCGGGAAAGCCUAGUUUCUUAUAUUUCUUUCAGGUAACUGCCAGUUUCUGUGGCUGAAGUAAAGCACUUACGGCAUCUUAAAAACAACUUCCUAGCUGUGUGCGGUGGUUCACGCCUGUCAUCUCAGCACUUUGGGAGGCUGAAGUGGGCAGAUCACCUGAAGUUGGGAGUUUGAGAACAGCCUGACCAACAUGGAGAAACCCUGUCUCUACUAGAAAUACAAAAUUAGCCGGGUGUGGUGGCUCGUGCCUGUAAUCCCAGCUACUCGGGAGGCUGAGGCAGGAGAAUCACUUGAACCCAGGAGGCGGAGGAUGUAGUGAGCUGAGAUCGUGCCAUUGCACCCCAGCCUGGGCAACAAAAGCAAAACUCCGUCUCAAAAAAAAAAAAAAACCCGCCCCAUCUGACUCCACCACUAGUGCCUUUAUAUACUCAAUUAUGGGUGGAGGAAAAGGGCCCAAGGGCUCAACACCACACAGGAGCUUUUAUUCCAGUUUCAGCUAGCUGAGUUUUCCUUUCCCUGCAUUUUGAACCCCUCUUAGUUGUUGGUGAUAUAUUCUGGUGUUCACUGCCUUUGUAAAACAAGUAAAUAAAGUAAGUGGAAGAUAUUA